Molecule: messenger RNA, 555 nt
Organism: Paraglomus brasilianum
Lineage: Eukaryota; Fungi; Glomeromycota; Glomeromycetes; Paraglomerales; Paraglomeraceae
Source: the annotation of a GenBank genome assembly
AUGAAGGACCAAUUUGAUUCCUAUUAUGCUGAAAAGUAUACAGUUAAAGAACGAAAUAAGGUAUGGGAGAAUAUUGCGAAAAAAUAUCAAACUAUCUUCCAACCAUUUAUUGAGUUUAUUAAUAGGCAAGAUCCAGACUCUUCAGGUCACAAAGAAAUGAAUCAUAAUUAUAGCAAUGUACUACCUCCAGAAAAACUUGGUCGUGCCAGCUCCGCUGAUAAUUCUAUUGUAGAACCUAAUGAUGUAGCAACAAUUUCUUGUAGAAUAGGUGACUUGGUAAUACCACACGCAAUUCUAGAUACCGGUGCAAAUGAUUCAUUAUUUACUGAUAACAUUCCUGAAUAUUUAGGGAUAAAAAUAGAUAAGAAAAAUGUUCACAAACUUACGGGCGCAGUUGGAGAUUCCCAGUCUGUUGGUACUUCAUGUAAUAUUCCUAUAUCUAUAGAUAGUAGAAAAGAUUCUAUAACAGUUUCUGAAAAAGAAAUAUCUGUAAUCCCUACAAAAAAAAAUCGAAAUGGGAAUGAUAUAUCUAUAAUGAUACUUGGUACUAAAUAG